UCUGGUAGAAUGAAAGAGAUGGCGCUCUAAGCCUUGUAAUGCGCUGUCACGCAUCCACAAAUAUAGUAUAACACGAUUACUUUCCAAAAUGACUGUGCACGCCCAAAACAAUUCGUUUAUUAAUUAUUUAUAGCCUAUUAAAUAUGUUUUGCUUUUAUUUAUUUUCAGCCGACACAGACCCGCAAAGAAGAGCGCUAAUCAAAGAGAAAACCAACAAAUAUUUGUCUUACGCCGAGGAUAUUUACAAAAACCAUCUCUGCGAUACGGAACGGAGUUUGCUUCCUGAACCGGAUGACAACUCGCGAUCUCUCCACUGCCCGAUCCCUCUGUCAAUGCUGAAGCGGCCCUAUGAAGACCUGUCACUAUACAGAGUACUGGAUAUCCUAGGGAACAGCAUGAUGCUGGUACUGCAUAAGACGGAACAGGCUUAUUAUGCUAUGAAGGUCAUCCAAAAAGUACCGAACAACUUGACAGAGUUCGACGAAUUCUUCGUUCAGCGAGCAAACGAAACCAGACAACCAAUACUACCAACAGUUAUACCGUACAUGGUGCCUCUACAAGCCUAUAUCGAAACCAGUAACCUCAUAUUCUUAAUACUCUCAUACGCACCAGGAAAGAAACUAUUCGACUACAUCAAAAACUACACGAAAUCACUACCAACCACCCCAGCAAGGGAAGUCAACCUAGAAAACGUAUUCACUGAACCAAAAAACAAGAAUUCAAAAGUCAAUGAUAAUGAAGUUGAAAGUGUAGCGAAUAAUAAUGAAGAUGUGUCCGUCAACGAGUUGGUGUUGAAUUCUCAGAAACUGCUGAUCAAUGUUGAUAGAGUUUUGAGCGAAACGAAGGUUGAAGUUAAGGAGGAUACAAAGGAUUGUAAAGUUGAUAAUGCGUGUGGUUCGCCAAGUAUUAAUAGGCCGCUGCGCGGUCGCGACGUGUUGCCGCCGUCGGCCCUGUGUCGCUGGGCCGCGGAGAUACUCACCGCCUUGGAGUGUCUGCACAACUGCGGGGUUAUAUGCAGAGACCUGUCCCCGCGCGACGUGCUGCUGGGCGGCGGCGGGCGCGUGCUGCUGUCGUACCGCGUGGGCUGGGCGGGCGCGGGGCUGCGCCUGUGGGCCGCGCGCGCGUCGCGCCGCCCCGCCGCGCUGGCGCCCGAGCUGUGGCACGACGCGCUCAGCGACGCGCCCGCGCGCGACCACGUCUGCGACUACUGGAGCCUGGGCGCGCUUCUCUAUGAGCUGCUGUGUGGGGUCCCGCUAACAACGUACCACAGAACACCGUUCACUCCGCACACGAUACUGCACCUACCUGACGGGCUGCCCGUCGAAGUAGAAUCAUUGUUAACCCAGUUACUAACCUUCGAGCCUUCAGAACGCCUCGGGGCCGGUAAAGACGGUAUUGAUGAGAUCAAACGUCACCCAUACUUCAAAAACAUUGACUGGCAAGAUAUAUACGACAGUUGGACGGUCCCAGACUGACACGGUAAAGGAAAAUAGUAGUAUUAGUAAAAGUGAGUUUUGUUUUGAAAUUAGUGUGUUUUGAACGGAUUUUUCCGCGGUUUUUUAGUGUCAAAUGAUCUAGUAUCUUAAAGUUUUAAGUGUGUUUUAUAGCCGGUAAAAUGAGUUUUGAAGCGGCAUUGGAGUUGAAUUUUAACCUUGCUGUACUAUUUUUUAUAUACGUGAUGACAAUUUUGUUUAGAAAGGAAGUAUUUUUCUAAUGUUCCUAUUCUAGAAGGUAUUCAUUCUUCAGGGUAUGUUGAAACACUUUGUGUAUGAAACCGCGGUAAAAUCUGUUCAGAAUAGUUGUUUCAAAGACUGAAAAGUAUUAGAGGCUUUGGAGUCAAAUAAUUACAACCAGUAACAAGAAAAUAAUAAAAAAUGUUAACAGUCAUGAUAAGAGUACAGGAAAUACCAAUGUAAUGACCCGACUGCUAAAAGAGGGUUAUGUUUUAGAUCUGUAUAGUACAAUGAAAAUUCCUUUCAAAUAAAAAUACAUUCGACUAAAGUUCAAUAUGAUAAUGACAAUUAUUUAUAGUUUAUUUUUAAAUCAAUUAUUUUUUUAGUAUACUUACUUAAUUAUUAUAAUUAUUUUGUCGUUUUUGUUUGUAUCUUUAAUUUAUUAUACGCUAAUUUAAUGGUUUUGAUGCUUUUAAAUUUCAAUCUAAACAUCAACUUUUACCUUACUUGCUAAAGAAGGCAACUUAGGACCCUAAAUAAUCUUAUAAACUUUUCAUUAAAGGCAGACUACGAAACAUCACUUUAUAAAACUAAUUUAAUAUAUAUAACGACUAGAAAUAUAUUUUUUUUUGUGGUGAAACUAAUGACUAUCCCACGACGAGGGUACGGCGUGGUUAUAAUGUCGGACUCUCGCUGAUUAAAUACAACCUGGGCCUCUUCAAGUGCUUAAACCAGAAAUUAUUGUGAAAGUAAAGAAUUUGAAUACAUUGCGGAUCCACGUAGCUCUGGUAUCAAUAGUAAUACAUCAUUGUCAACAAUGUAUCGUAUUUCGCACGAUAUCUCCUCCGAAUGAACCUCAGUACACCCUUCACCACUUUCUGAGUGCUCUGGCUGUGGACAAAAAGAGACGCAACGAAUUUCGCAGCUCUUUUCAAAUACUUUAAAUUUUGAGUAAAAAUGUUACAGUAUUAUAUUUGUAUUUGGAUCUGUUAUCAAUGUAUAUUUCAAAAGAGCUUAAAAAUGUAGUGUGAUAUAGAGUUAGAUAUUCAUAAAGUUCCCUAAAUAUUAUAGAAAUACACAUUAAUAGUCGGGCUACCCCGAUAAAUACGCGUGAGUAAACCGUUACAUCAUUUAAUAAUAGUAUGAAGGUAAAACAUUUGUCGAUUAUUUUUUACGCAGGGCGUCAUGUGUGGGUAACUCUUGUGGAUGUACAGUGACGUUGGGACUAAUACAGCUUUCAUUUAUGUGUUACUAUCACACAAAUGAAAGAUCCAGUAAAAAACAAUUUCUGACAAUCACACUCACACAUUGAUGUGUUGAACUAUCAGUGCAUACACUUAACUAAUUCUAUGUGAUAAUGUUAGUUUGUAUGUUCGUUACUUCUUGACAUGAAAACAGCUUGACGGAAUAAGAUGCUAUUUUGUCAAAUACUUUGUGUAUACACCAAUGCUUAUUACGAUAUAAGAUAUGAUAUUCGAAAUAGGUAAGAACAGUCAGUGCUUAGUUUUAAGAGACUUCGUACACAAGGCAACAUAACAAGAAGACUUUUUAUUUAAAAGCUAAGGCUUUUAAAUAUAUUUCAUUCUUUAUUGAAAUUAAUAUUUCCAAAAGCCUUAUAUUAUUAUAAAAAUCUCAGUUAUUUUGGCUUUAUAAUAUAUUCUGAUGUUUAAAAUGUAUUUGUGUAUCAAAAAUGUAUGUUACAUAUAAUUUGUGUGCAUCUAGUCUGUAUUUGGUUACAUUAAAAUUGCUUCUUAAAAGUAUUACACAAUAUGCUUAUAUUUAUUUAGAAUUAUUGUCGUUAUUCUAUACAUAAUAUAAUUGAACAGAAACCAAGGUAAAUAGUGGAAGUAAUCCAUGAACCAAUGAAGGUUCAAGUAAGGUAUUAAGUAGCCGUCUCUUUUUGUCAUCAACAAAUUUACAUUUGAAAGAAGAAGAUAGAACUACUUUAAUAAGUCACACGUCAACGCCAAUUGUAUUUGUAUCAGUAUAACGCUUUUAAGUCAACAUGUUAAGGUCGAAAUUUGUUUGGCACUAUGCCAAAAAAAAACUGUAUUUAAUUAAUUAUAUUAUGUAAAGAGUUUACUAGAUUUUAGUGCAAAUAUAUUUUUAGGUAGCUUUUUACAUGAUAAAGAUAUAUUAUGUAGUAUAAGUUCAAAUACUUUGUUGUGUAAUCAAUAUUAUGUAAGAUUAUAACUGAUUUGUAAACAAGUUACAGAAUGGCUCUUUCAGAAAGUCAUUAGUUCAUUAGUCAAUCAUUUGUUGAACCUUAAGUCAACUGUAUUCAGUCGCUGUGUUUGUUUGUUGGUUUUGUAGUCAUAUUCAUAAUAAUAUGGCAAUAAUUUAAAGUGAUCAGAAGAUGUCCAAAUUUAAAAUCGUAUUUGUCUCAUUAAAUACAAGGUUGAAUAUUCAAUGUGUUAAGAAUAUGAUUACAACAACUUUAAAACUUACCAAGUAAAUGUGUGGUUAGAUUGGACAUCUUUAUAUAUUUAGCCUACCUAGCCGGACUUACCUUAUACAUACACGGAUAAUUUUUAGUAGCCUGGAAUAUCCCACUGCUGAGCAAAGGCCUCCCCACUCUUCUUUCACUUCUAAACAGUGCAAUGGCAUCCUCGUGUACCUAUUGUCAAAUGGAAUGUACAGACAAAUGUAGUGUUCGGAUAAAUGAGUGGUUGAUAUCACCACGCCAAAAUUCGAUCCUCGCGAACGACAAGCAUUUGUGUUAGCCGCGAGACAAAACGAUUCCUUAGUGCGAGAGUUGUUUUCAACAAAUAUCGAGAUCAUAACAUAAUUAAGACAUUUUAGGACGUCACUUGCAAUAUACCCAAGCUUUGCGCUUGCGUUUUAAUUAUGAGUAUAGUUUUGCAGAUUCCAGUGUAAUAAAAUAGAACUUACAUACCGUUACCAAAUGUAGUUUAUACCUAUAGUGAUCUAGUUUUUAUAGUAUUAGUUGAUAAGUAAUAUAUCAUGAGACAUAAUACCAUAAUAAGUAAAAUACAAUUGUACUUACAGUGUGUAUGAGAAUAUAUUUAUAGUGAAUAAAUAUUUGCUUAAAAGGUAACAUAGGUGUAGUGUUUGAUAAUGAUCUAUAAGGUUCUUUUUAUAUGAGGUAACACGUCUUCAACGGGUGUCUUUGUAAUGAUCGCUGUGUGUUUGCCAGUAUUUAUUUAUCUUUUUAUCAUUUAUGCACAAGUGUACAGAGGCGGACUUAAUUCUAAGGCAUUCUCUACCAGUCGACCUUAGGCAGUAGUCGCUUGGAAUCUAAAUUCGCUGUUGAAAUGUGUAGCAUUGUGUAUAAAGAAUCUUAGUUAUGUAAAAUAGUAGUUAUGUAUCUAUUCAGUACUUAUGUAUUUUGUAUGACUAUACUCCUUUCGUUUAGGUACUUAAAAAGGUAAACAAUCUUAGUGUAUUACUUUGUGAAAAAACACAGUUUAAAAUUAAAUGCAAUUUUGCUUAAUUGUUGGUUUUUCAAAUAUAAAACAACAACAACAACUACGAAUAUAAAUCAUUAGUUUAUCUAUUUAACAUGUGGUUUAAAAAGAUUAACCAAGAUUUUGAUUCUCUACUCAAACAUUGUUUACCUUUUUUAAGUACAUCAAUAAAAAAAUUGUAGAUUAUUCUUGUAAAGUAACGUAAGCCUUAGUUAAAAAAUACUUGCCUUUAUAAUAAUUUAUGUAUGUCAACUUCCUUACAUAAACAUUGCCCAAAAUUGGUAAUUCACUUGCCUUAAAAAUUAUUUAUAACUUUUACUGACAAAAAUCAUUGCCAUUGUAUCGCUUACGGUGGUAGCAGCAGUAGUGGGUAUCUUCUCGAAUUCCAUGCAAUUAUUAUUAUUACUCUUUGUCUCUCGUCACACGUAAAUCAUAAGAGCGCCAAAAAGACAUUGAAAUCAUAAAUGGUACCUAUGCUGCAAAAUUUAAAUCAAAGUGUUUGUUCCAAGAAAUUUUCAUUCAAAAUUAUAUGAUCUCAUUUGGUUACAUUUUAGGACCGAAGCAAUGCAUUUAAAAUUCGAAUAAGUUGUGUGCGUGAUAUUUUUAUGAAUUAAAUGGUUUAGUAUGAAAUU
Trichoplusia ni (cabbage looper) is the source of this 5733-nucleotide messenger RNA. RefSeq names its product developmentally-regulated protein kinase 1-like. The record is from RefSeq and is a predicted model, not a curated record. Gene Ontology annotation, biological process: protein phosphorylation. The transcript is spliced from 7 exons. Gene Ontology annotation, molecular function: protein kinase activity; ATP binding. The coding region runs from base 144 to 1475 and encodes 443 amino acids. Lineage: Eukaryota; Metazoa; Arthropoda; Insecta; Lepidoptera; Noctuidae.